AUGAAGAAGAAACGAAGUAAACUGAUCUUGAACUGUUGCCAAAAUUCGAUGAUGUCAUCGGGUAGUACGGUCGUCGACUGGAAUGCCAUCGAGAGCCGAAGGAUCGCCGAGAAGGAAAAAGAAGGAAUUAGAGAGAAGAACACGAAUAUGAACUUGCACGCCAAGGGAAGGAAGAACUUGAAGCAUGAACUCAAUGGACGUUCACUGCCGUUGGCGAUCGCUCGUCAGAUCACUCAACAACUGCAUGGAUUGGCGUUGGGAUCGAAGCCGAGUCAAAAACAAGCCGUGCGCCGUCGGAUUCACUUUCCUACGACACUCCACAAUAUCACGAAGAACAGCUUGUUUGCACCACUGCAAGGUGUAACGGACUGCUGGAAGGCUGCCAAUGGCCUCUUCACGGGUCUGCCAUCGGAAAAAAAACUCAAGUUCAGGACCCCGUCGUUGACGAACUGUGCCGCACCGACGUUGCCAUCACCGUCACAUCACGCUAAAAAUGGCAUUAUCAAAGCGCACUGGGUCGAUGGAACGCAUGUCAGACGAUGCAGUAAACCACGUACCGAUCGACGUGAACGGAAGGUCUCUGAAGAGGGUCGAAGAGAGAAAACGGCGAUUCCGUCGCCAUAUUCAAAGGUCACCGAUCCGCGACUGGUCGACGGCCCUCCAAGCAGUGGCCGAGGUUCUGACGACGCAGCGUCACAGUGCCGUGAGAAGAAACGUCAGAGCUAUUCAGCAUCGUCUGGCUACGAAUCCGCCGCUGGCGACUACCAUUCAGCACACUAUCUAUGCAAGGAUGCUCGGUUUAAUCAACGGAAGGCUGUCGAUAAGAGACUUGGAUUAGGUCGAGAGGCGGAUACCCUUCGUGAGCAACAGAGACGGCUUAGAAAGGAACUCCAAGAAGCCAAGGCCAUCAUAGGACAGGUUGACGACGCCAGAGCCAUUUGUCAUGACACCAAGACGACAGGCAUUAGUCAGGCAACGUUGGUAGACACCCUUAGGCAGGAAAAUCGAAUCCUCGAAAAACGACUUAUCGCGUGCCGAAAUCAUACGAUGUUUGUGACAACAUUCCUGUGA
Cooperia oncophora is the source of this 1071-nucleotide messenger RNA. The record is from the annotation of a GenBank genome assembly. NCBI's taxonomy places the organism in Eukaryota, Metazoa, Nematoda, Chromadorea, Rhabditida, Trichostrongylidae.